AUGCCGCGACACCUGUUUUCCGCUGCGGUGCUGCUGCUCCUCGUUGUGCUGAUAUGCUGCGGCUAUGGAACUGUGCACGCUGAGGACGAGAAACCAAAGGAAGCGCAACUGCCGCAGAGUGUUGAACUUUUCGCGCCAAACAAGACGCAAGUGGAAACUCAGGGUAGAGGUCUAACAAGAGAGUUUUUUGCCUCACCUUCGCUCGCCAGUGCUGGUGGAGUCUUGGCGGCUUUUGCCGAAGGCCACAUCAACUAUACAGACCCCAAUAGUCCAUUGGUGGGGUGCACUUUUUCUGAUGUUGUGGCGGGGUACUUCGACGCUGCGGAGAGCUGGGCGUCUCUUGUUGCUGCGGUCGACGCUGGCAAGUGGAAGGCAUACAGCGUCCUUGCCAGAACCAAACAGGUGGGUCAUGUGGGCUACGCGUUUUUCCCCACCACAGUUGCAAAGGACAACAAAGUCUUUCUUCUUGUGGGAAGCUACGAUUUGAUCUACGACUUUCUUAAGUCAAAGAGGAUAAAAAGCGACUGGAAUUUUGCUUUGCUGGUAGGUGAGCCCACGCAAGGCAAACAGAUCCAGUGGGGCCAGCCCCAACAGCUGCUGCCACAGAUCGCCCAAUCCGCUCAAGCGAAACAAAUGGAUGAGUUUUCUGGUGCUGGUGGCUCAGGCGUUGCGACGGCGAGUGGCGCGCUUGUGUUUCCUGUGGUGGCAAUUAAGGGAGGGUCCUCACUUGUCUCCACGAUCAUCUACUCGACGGACGACGGCCAAACGUGGGUGCUCCCGAAGGGGAUGCUCCCUACGGACUGCACUUCACCCCUCCUCGCCGAGUGGGAGGCGGGGCAGCUGCUCAUGAUUGCCGAUUGUGUGUUUGGCCGCAGGGUGUUCGAGUCGAGGGACAUGGGGGCAACGUGGGCGGAGACUGUCAGGACACUCUCGCGCGUGCGGGGUGAUUUCAGAUCAGACCCUUUGCAACGGCCUCGGCGUGUGACGUCCCUCACCACCGCGACGAUUGCUGGAACGAGGGUCAUGCUGUACGCCCAGAAAGAGUACCCACUAGGGGAGGCGGAGGCCGAAGCGGAGGCGCUCUUCCUUUGGGCCACCGACAACAACCGGACGUCCCUGGCGUAA
Messenger RNA from Trypanosoma conorhini, 1125 nucleotides. RefSeq names its product group II trans-sialidase superfamily. NCBI's taxonomy places the organism in Eukaryota, Euglenozoa, Kinetoplastea, Trypanosomatida, Trypanosomatidae. Gene Ontology annotation, biological process: oligosaccharide catabolic process; ganglioside catabolic process. The coding region runs from base 1 to 1125 and encodes 374 amino acids. The record is from RefSeq and is a predicted model, not a curated record. Gene Ontology annotation, cellular component: cytoplasm; intracellular membrane-bounded organelle; membrane. The transcript has a single exon. Gene Ontology annotation, molecular function: exo-alpha-sialidase activity.